This is a messenger RNA of Populus nigra (black poplar), 1150 nucleotides long. RefSeq lists its product as uncharacterized. The record is from RefSeq and is a predicted model, not a curated record. NCBI's taxonomy places the organism in Eukaryota, Viridiplantae, Streptophyta, Magnoliopsida, Malpighiales, Salicaceae. Bases 310 to 987 code for a protein of 225 amino acids. The transcript has a single exon.
ACGGUUUCAACAAGAACAGCGACAUUUUCUAGUUGACAAGCACAGAGGGAGAAAAAACAGAGCUGCGCUCUGUUUCCCCUGUUUCUCUCCUUCGUAUUGUUUUCUUUCUAUCUGUUUCCAUGCUCCUUGGCAGCAUAAUACCUUCACUGUAUACUAUAGCUAUGGUAGAUUCAAUAUUGACUCUACACAGAGAAAUGGAAGCUACCGGCGCUUUGCUUGUUUACAACUUCUCUUUUGAGUGAAAACCCAUAAUCCUCCAUCUUCUCUGCCACCUUGCUGUUGCUUUGAAUUCUCAAUUCCCAUCUGUAAAUGGAUUCAUUCAACAUCACCAGCAUCAAGAUUGAGAAGGCCGAAGCGAUCAAGAAGCAUAGGAAGAUUCGAAAGAUUGCAAGUUUGUUCAGGUUAAUAGAAAUAGGUGUUGUUCUAGCUUUGAUUUCCAGGUUUUCCAUUCAACUCCCGGUUGCUGUCAAGAACUCUAGUGAGUAUUUCAAGGACUUAACAGUAAUCCUUGUAAGUCCUCGGUUUGUGUUCGUUCUUGGUAACAUGAUAGUCAUCACUCUCUUUGCAAAGUCAGGCCAGUUUUCAGGUCAAGAUUCUAAUGGGAAGAAUCCAAGCACUGAUCUUUAUGACGAGUUUGUAGAGAAGAGUGAAAAGAGUCAGGAAACUCAUCAAUAUGAAGCUGAAUGCAGAGAGAAACAGGUCACUUAUGUUGAGUACAAAGUCACUGAGGAUACUUCAACUUCUUUAGAACGAAAGAAAUAUCACAGAAGUCAAUCAGAGAAACUGGAGAGGCCAGAUAGUAGCCGGGAACUGAGGAGGUCAGCGACUGAUAAAUGCAGGAAAACCAUUGAUUCUGCUAAGGAAUCGGAGAAAAGUUCAUCUCCCAAGGAUAAAAUGAGCAACGAUGAGUUUCGGAGCACGAUCGAGGCUUUCAUUGCCAGGCAAAAGAGGUUUCUAAUAGACGAAGAGAACUCUUAUAUUUUAUAGUAAAAACUGGGGUGUGAGAAAAAUUCAAGUUCCUUUUUUCCCUUCUUUGUUUGCAUAUCCGUAAGACUAUAGGUGUGUGUACAUUGCUAAAUCAUAAACGCAGUGUAAAUUUACCUGUAACCUCUUUUUUUGUGUGAAUUACAAUUUACAACUUUAUGCUUUA